AUGUAUCGAGAGGCAUUCCCAGGCUGUGGCCUGAAAUUCAACUUUACCACAAACCUGAGGCUUCUUUUCCAGGAGAGGCCCUAUGUUUGCAAGGAGUGUGGGCAAGGCUUUACCAAAUUAUCCCAUCUCACCCGACACCAGAGGAGACACUCAGGGGAGAAGCCUUACGUUUGUAAGGAGUGUGGGCGAGGCUUUACCCAGUUGUCAACUCUGAUCACACACCAGAGGACACACUCAGGGGAGAGGCCUUAUGUUUGCAAGGAGUGUGGGCAUGGGUUUAGCCAAUUAUCAAAUCUCAUCACACACCAGAGGACACAUUCAGGAGAGAAGCCUUAUAUUUGCAUGGAAUGUGAGCGAGGCUUUACAAGGAAGUCUACCCUCCUCACACACCAGAGUAGACACUCAGGGGAGAAGCCUUAUGUUUGCAAGGAGUGUGGACGAGGCUUUACCCUGAAGUCAAAGCUUAUCACACACCAGAGGACACACUCAGGAGAGAAGCCGUAUAUUUGUCAGGAGUGUGGGCAGAGCUUUACCACAAAGUCAACUCUCAUCACACACCAAAGGAGACAUUCGGGGGCUUAUACUUGCAAAGAGUGUGGGCAAAGCUUUACUCAUAAGUCAAGUCUCACUACACAUCAGAGGAGACACUCAGGAGAAAAGCCUUAUGUUUGCAAGGAGUGUGGUCAAAGGUUUGCCCAGAUGUCUACUCUCAUCACACACCAGAGGAGACAUUCAGGGGAGAAGCCUUAUGUUUGCAUGCAGUGUGGGCAGAACUUUACCCAGAAGUCACAUCUCAUCACACACCAGAGGACACACUCAGGAGAGAAGCCUUAUGUUUGUAAAGUGUGUGGGCGAGGCUUUAUCCAGAAGUCACAUCUCAGCAGACAUCUGAAGAGACAUCCAAAUUUUGAAACCUUAUGUGCACCUGUUGUCCAUGGGAAGCUUUACCCAGAAGAACUGUAA
Messenger RNA from Elephantulus edwardii (Cape elephant shrew), 963 nucleotides. Its product is annotated as histone-lysine N-methyltransferase PRDM9-like. Gene Ontology annotation, cellular component: nucleus. Gene Ontology annotation, biological process: regulation of transcription by RNA polymerase II. The coding region runs from base 1 to 963 and encodes 320 amino acids. The transcript has 2 exons. The record is from RefSeq and is a predicted model, not a curated record. NCBI's taxonomy places the organism in Eukaryota, Metazoa, Chordata, Mammalia, Macroscelidea, Macroscelididae. Gene Ontology annotation, molecular function: RNA polymerase II cis-regulatory region sequence-specific DNA binding; DNA-binding transcription activator activity, RNA polymerase II-specific.